Molecule: messenger RNA, 300 nt
Organism: Microthlaspi erraticum
Lineage: Eukaryota; Viridiplantae; Streptophyta; Magnoliopsida; Brassicales; Brassicaceae
Source: the annotation of a GenBank genome assembly
AUGCGCGGAUUUUUCCGGGUGGAGGAUGAUGACCUUUUCUUGUUUCCCAGCUGGUUUCGAGGAUCUUUUGGGUCGGAUCGCAGAUACGGGAUAUCUUCCUCGAGGGAUGUAGUUUUGAGCGCGAAGGAAGACAUCCUUCAAGGUUCGGAAGGAUCGAAUGUAGAAGUCUUCACGAAACUUAGAUCGUACCAGAGCCCGCAUUGGAGGGCUUGGAUGAGCGCUGUUCUGCGAUUGGGGGCUCACCCGGGGUCUCGUCAAGGUCGAGGAGCAUGCUUUGAAUCUGUCGAGGAAGCUCCGUAG